Eupeodes corollae is the source of this 1197-nucleotide messenger RNA. Its product is annotated as piggyBac transposable element-derived protein 4-like. The record is from RefSeq and is a predicted model, not a curated record. Lineage: Eukaryota; Metazoa; Arthropoda; Insecta; Diptera; Syrphidae. The coding region runs from base 1 to 1197 and encodes 398 amino acids. The transcript has a single exon.
AUGGUGCAUAAGGGCCAGCCUGGAUACGACAAAUUACACCGAAUAAGACCAUUGAUAAAUCAUUUCAAUGAACGUUUUGGGUCUAUUCCUAUGUUACAUCGGCUUUGUGUUGAUGAACAAAUGUGUGCAACAAAAAUGGGAGGUAACCCUACACGUCAAUAUAUGCCAGCCAAACCACAUAAAUGGGGAACUAAGCUGUUCGUUUUAUGUGAUAGUAUGGGAUUUUCGUAUGCUUGCGAGAUUUACUCAGGUGCAGGAGAUAAUGUGGUGCCUGUAAAUGCACCAGAUCUUGGAGCAUCUUCAAAUGUCGUCGUGCGCUUGUCAAAUUAUAUUCCAGAUGACGUAAAUCAUAUUGUAUAUUUUGACAAUUUUUACACGUCAAUAGGGCUUCUUACAUACCUAAGAAGUCGAGGAAUUUAUAGUUUGGGAACAGUUCGAUCAAAUCGAGUUCCAAAUAUAAAAUUAUCCACCGAAGCGGACCUGGCGAAGCGCAAAGUUGAGCGAGGUUACUCGGAAGAAUACGUUGCUAAUGUAAACGGCAUUGAUAUUAGCAGCGUUUUGUGGAUGGACAAUAAGAGCGUUCGACUUUUAUCUACUUAUUGCGGUGUUAAACCUUUUUUAUCAAACAUGUCAAACCCAGGACCUUCCACAUCUUCACGAUGGGAUAGAAAAACGAAGCAGAAGAUCGAAAUUGACUGUCCAUUUAUUAUAAAAGAGUAUAAUCGACAUAUGGGAGGUGUCGAUCUAAUGGAUGGUCUUCUAGGUCGAUAUCACAUUCGUAUGAAAACAAGGAAAUGGACAAAUCGAAUUUUUUUUCAUCUAUUGGAUGUGGCGAUGGUAAAUGCUUAUAUCCUUUAUCAUAGGUCAAACAAGGAAGUCACCAUUGAACUUCCAAAUUUUCGAUCAGAAGUAGCUGAGACUUUGUGCAUAAUUUCAACCGAUUCCAAGAAACCUAGAGGCCGGCCAGUGUCAUCACCAAUACCACCACCUUCGAAAUCAAAAAAGUCUUACUUUCCGACUUCAGAAGUUCGAUAUGAUAAUGUUGGCCACUGGUGCAUAUUUCAGGACCGCAAUGGUAAGAAAACUUGCAAGCAACCGGGAUGUAAAUCGGAGACGCAAGCAUAUUGCACAAAAUGUAAAAUAAACCUCUGUAAUUCUACCUCAAAGUCUUGCUUUAUGACUUUUCAUCAACGUUAG